ACCUUCACAUGGUCCGCCCUGUUUAGACUAAUGCAAUCAACUCGACGUGCACAAACGGAGGAUCAAAUAGAACAAGUUGUCCAACAACUUUAGGCUGUGCACGCCACACGAAAGAAGAAGAAGGUAGAGGACUGGGGGAUGACCAUGUCUUGGAUACCAAACAAAGAUAGAUCUGGGCGUAAGCACACAAAACUCUGUAGUCAACCCAGGAGCGGUGUCACCAGCUGCGCUUUACACGCCCUUAUCCCCCCGGGGUACAAUCACUGGAUGUUUUGCUGAUCUGCUGUUAUUCGAACAAAUGCCAAAAACACAAUCGCGUUCAACACUUCACAGAUCUCCGCCUUGAAGAUGGCAACCGGCUUAGCCCAGGACGCUUUAGGGGAAGAAUUAACUUGUGCGAUCUGUUUGGAGAUCUACACGGACCCUGUGGUACUCGACUGCAAACACAGCUUCUGUUGUGCCUGCAUCGAGGAAACUUGGAAUGAGACGAACAUAGUCAGCUACUCGUGUCCCGAAUGCAGGGCGGAAUACAGCGAGAGGCCAGUGCUGGAGAGGAACUUCAAACUGGCAAAUAUUGUUCAAAGAUACCUGGCUCUGGAGGUCUCCCGGAAUGCGAUUUUAUGCAACUACUGCACUCAAAAACGGCGACCGGCUGUAAAAACCUGCCUCAAGUGCGAAGCCUCGAUGUGUGCCGAGCAUCUGAGGCAUCACACCGAGAGUGCUGUCUUCAAGAACCAUCUCCUCGUCGACCCCACUGCCGACGUAUCCCGGUGGAAGUGCACGGAGCACCAGGAGCUACUGAAGAUUUACUGUAAAGAUGACCAAGUGUGUGUCUGCACCCUGUGCACUUUAAUCGGCAAACACAAGGACCACAGCUGCGAGAGCAUCGGUGAGGGAGAGAAGGAGCUGAGGAAUCAUUUGCAACAUCAGCUCCAGAAGAUCCGAAAUAAUGUUGAAGCUGUUCAAUUAGUUCUGAGCAACCUUCACAAAGAGAAGAAGAAUGCACAGAGCAUAAAAAGAAAUGUACAAGUGAAAAUUAAAGCGAAAUAUGAGACCCUGAGGAAACACAUCGACAAGGAGGAGAGGAGAGUACUGCGGUUCCUGGAAAGUGAACAUAAUUGCUUCGCUACGGAGAUUGAUGGCGAAAUCAUUGAGCUGGAAGGGAAAGUGAAAGACUUUGAAAAGUCAUUUUCUGAUCUCGGUGAACUUCUGAAGCACAAUGAGGAGCUUUCAUUUAUCCAGCAACUGAAUUCGAUGGCAGACAGAUUGAAGGAAGCUUCUGAACCGUUCGUGGCAGAGACUCCUACCUUUGAUCUGGGUAAAACUGUUGUGGAAAGGCUUGCAGACUGGGUCCAGGGACAGUAUGUGGCAGCACCUCCACCAACUCUGGGGAGUAACUUCCUGGUCAGUAUGUAUGGACAAACGCCAAGUAUGGAUCCCCGCACGGCAUUUCCACACCUGAUCCUGUCCACUGGCAACCUCUCUGUGUCGGGUUCCAAACACCGGCAGCCUUACCCGGACAGCCCCAAGAGGUUUGACUACUGGUGGCAGGUUAUGUGUACGGAGAGAGUAACCUGUGGCCGCUGCUACUGGGAGGUGGAGGUGGGCGGAGAGCGCCGCCGCUGGGACAUCGGAGUGUGUUACGAGAGCCUGAGCCGGAAGGGAGAGGGGAAACAAUGUUCUCUGGGACAGAACAAGGAAUCAUGGUGCCUGUACUCUGAACCUGGUAGUCUUGCAGCCUUGUACGAUGACAACGUUACCAGGCUGACUGUUCCCCUGCCCAGUAGGGUGGGUGUGUUUGUGGACUUUGAAGCUGGAAUUAUUUCCUUUUACAGUGUAGUGGACAAGAAAUUAUCUCUGUUACACACCUUUCGGCAGCAAGCGUUCACUAAACCCCUCCACCCAGCACUGGGAGUGGCCGAUUUCACCACCUCCCUGGCACUGUGCACUCUUAAGUAAUAAUCUCAGCAAUGAUAAUACUUUAGAUGUAAAGGAAGAAUGACUGAAACAUAAGAAAAUACAAAAUAGAAACAGCAAUAGGCCACAUAUCUGCCCUGCCCUACCCUUGCACAAAACCUGGCUGAUCUUUACCUAGAUAAACCUCUGCCUUCAGACUUCCCGUGUCCAAACAUCCAUUGCUCAUCCAUACUCAGUGACCGGAGAUCAGAGGAAGAGGGUAAUAGUGGAUGGGCGUUGUUUGUACUGGGUCUGUAAUAAGUAGAGUGUAGGUGGUCUGAUUAGUAAGUUUAGAGGCAACGUGGAAAUUGGUAGAGUCAUAGAUGAUGAAGAAGUUUGUUUAAAGAUACAGCAGGACAUAGAUCAGCUGGAGAGUUGGGUAGAUGGGUGGGCACGUGGAAAUUAAUACAGACCAAUGUGAGGUAUCACAGUUUGAGAAGUCAAAUUCUGGUGGGACAUGUGGAAUAAAUCGCAGGGACAAGAGCAUUUAUGUUUGGAGGGAACUUGGGGUGCAAGUUUAUAGCUUGCUGAAAGUAGUGACACACGUGGAUGAUGUAAUCAAGAAGGCAUUUAAUAAGUUUGCCUUCAUAGGCUGAAGCUUUGAGUAUAAUAGUUGGAACAUCAUGUUGCAGUUGUACAAAACAUUGGUUAGAUUACACUUGGAGUUUCACGUACAAUUCUUAUUGCUACACAACAGGAAGAAUGUGGCAGCAACAGAGAGAACGCAAAAAAGGUUCACAAGAACUUUGCCUGAACUGAAGGUCUUAUAUUUACUGGGAAUAGAGAGGCUGGAUUUAAGCAUAGGCUUAAGGGAAGAGGCAAAAUAUUUCAGAGGGACCUUGAGGGCAACUUUUUCAUGCAGAGAGUAGAUUGUGUCUGGAAUGAGCUGACUGAUGAAACUACAGAAAAAAAAAUCCAAUCACAACUUUAAAAAUACAUCUGGAUAGAUAUAUGGAUCAGAUGGGUUUCGAAGGGUAAGGACCGAAUGCAGGCACAUUGGAUUAAAUGAGUGACUUUUCCUGUUGAGUGAACAGUUCAUGAGCCUUUGGCUCACCCAAUAAAAUACCAGCAUUGUACCUAUUUGCUAUGAACAUCAGCAUGUACCCCAACCCUAGAAACUACACACGAGUCCAUGGGGACUUCUACUGCAAUCUUGUCUGCAGAAGGACACAAAUUGACCCUCCAGAUAGCUUCAAUGCCAGGGCUGGAAACAACAUAAAUCUUUCAGUAGGGCAUGGUUAAUAAAGAGUAAGCAUGGAAAGUUAACAUUAACAGGUUUUCGCCUUAAGAAAUGCCUAGUUUUGUCAUAACAAACUACUUUUUCACAAGGUGGAAAAGCACAAGACUUCACGGGAAUACCCCUGAUUAGAACUGUUCAGUUAUAUAGAAUCAAAGUAAAAUGUAGCACAAAACGGGCCCUUCACAUCAACUUGUCCAUGCCAAACAAGAUGCUGAUGACAUUUACCCAAAUAUCUUUUAAAUGUUGUUAUUGUACCUGCAUCAACUACGUCCUCUGGUAACUUGUUCCAUUUGGAAACCACCCUCUGUGUGGAAAACUUUGCCCCUCGUGUUCCUAUUAUAUAAUUCUACUCUCGUUCAACCUCUGCCAUCUUGAUCUUGAUUUCCCUACCCCAGGAAAAAUGGUUAUUCACCCUAUCUAUUCCUCUUGUGAUUUUAUGCACCUUUAUUAAUUCACUGUUCAGCCUGUUGCGCUACAAGAAAUAAAGUCUUAGCCUGCCCAACAUAUGGCUCAUGCUUUCGAGUACUGGAAACA
Leucoraja erinaceus (little skate) is the source of this 3730-nucleotide messenger RNA. Its product is annotated as E3 ubiquitin-protein ligase TRIM11-like. The record is from RefSeq and is a predicted model, not a curated record. The transcript is spliced from 7 exons. Bases 349 to 1959 code for a protein of 536 amino acids. Gene Ontology annotation, molecular function: zinc ion binding; protein binding. NCBI's taxonomy places the organism in Eukaryota, Metazoa, Chordata, Chondrichthyes, Rajiformes, Rajidae.